UGCAUUAGUCUUUCAUGUUUCCGUCUUCUUUCUAGUAGUCGUUUAGAGUUUGGCUUCCUUCUUAUGCAAAUAAGUGCGAACCUAUAUUGUAACUGAACCAUCAGACGUUCGAAGCAACAAUGUCGAUGGCGCAAAGCAUGACGUGCAGGAUUCAUGUGUUACUUGUUGACCAUGAUAUUAAUCAUCACGGUCCGGCUAUAGAAAUAUUGCAGUACUUCUCUUAUAAAGUGACUAUAGUCAAGCUUGCCUCCGUGGCUUUAUCAAUCCUAUCGAGAGGAAACCCUAGAUUUGAUCUUUUGAUGGAAAAUAUUAACUCACCGGACUUAUGUGGAUUCAAACUUCUACAAGAGGCCGUUAACAUGGAUUUGCCAGUUGUACUGUUGUUAGAUGAGGAUGACAUCGUGUUAACAAAGAGGGCAUUAGAAGGUGGAGCAUUUCUAUGUAUCAAAAAGCCACUUACCAUAGAGACCGCAAAGUACCUAUGGCAACAUGUGCUAAGGGAGAAAGUGCGUAAAGUGAAAGAAAACGAACGAUUCAAAGAGUUUGUGAUGCAUAAUAAAUUGCACGAUGAAUUUGGCGAAGAAGAUCCUAUGAGAGGCUAUAUAAAUGACUAUAUGAAUUCAGACGAGAACUACGUAUCAAACAAAAAAGUGAGAUAUACGAAAAUUGCCAAUGAAGAUGAAGAAACCAGUCCCCAACAUCGCGAUGUUGCUAAGUUCAGAAAGAAGGUUUGGACUGAAUGGACUCAGGAACUUCAUGAAAAAUUUAUGGAUGCUGUCAGAAUGCUUGGAGAAGGAAGAUGCUAUCCAAGGGAGAUCCUUGAGCUGAUGAAUGUACCUGGACUUACCAGAAUGCAAGUGGCAAGUCAUCUUCAGAAAUGUCGUCGCGGAACUUGGCAAUCUCCUGAUGAGAGAAAAUGUAAAAUAGUUAUGCCUAAGAUGAACUUGCCACAAACUAGCGGUCGAGCUAAACCAAGGAAAUUUGGGUCCAUGCCCCAUAUAGGCCAACAAGAUCAUGACAAUAUCGCAGACUUUAUUUUCUACUCAUCGAUGGGGAAUAAAAUGCCAGGAGAUAAUGGAGAAGGAAAUUCUUAUGAACGAUACAGUAACCGAUUUUCUCAGGUUGGUCUUGAGACGUUAAAUGUGGCGCAGAUUGGGUUAAGUUUAGGCAUGGACGACGAGGCGUUCAUGUCUAAUGAACAAUUUGUGUUUGAUGCUCAAAGUGUUACACCUAGCAUAAACACUUCAUUGGACCAAAAGAAUACUGCUGAGGACUACUAUGAAUUUCCAAAUAUAGACUGCAUGAUCCAAAAUCUAUCGGCAUCUCAACAAGAACAAAAAGUGGAAUCUAGUGGAGGUCAGGACGCGUUUGAUCUCAAUCCUGUUUACUCUAACCAGUCUUUCUCUCAUUUGCAGGGGCCGGUCUUGGAUGCUACAAUCACAACUCAGGGGAAUGAAGCAGCAAUAGCAAAUAAUGGUGAAACUGAAGACCAGAAAAGAGAGGAAUAAUGAGAUUGAUUUAUGUUAUGAUCUUUAAUUCAGAGCAAAUAAUAAUGGUUGUCGAGAUAUAAUUGUGUCGAUCUAGAAAGCUAAACUUAUUUUUACAAUAAUAGCUAUUGUCAUAGCUAAUAGAAUAAUAUUUAGUUAUAAUGAAGUAAGCUUGUGAUUUAUGUCUUAUCCAUGGAGAACAAUGUAUACAUAUA
Sesamum indicum (sesame) is the source of this 1702-nucleotide messenger RNA. RefSeq names its product two-component response regulator ARR14-like. Gene Ontology annotation, biological process: phosphorelay signal transduction system; cytokinin-activated signaling pathway. NCBI's taxonomy places the organism in Eukaryota, Viridiplantae, Streptophyta, Magnoliopsida, Lamiales, Pedaliaceae. Gene Ontology annotation, molecular function: DNA binding. The record is from RefSeq and is a predicted model, not a curated record.